AUGCCUUCUCUACUUGGAAAAGAAAUCGGCUCUACUGGCUAUGGCAUGAUGAGAAUGACCUGGGUUGCGCAGCCUCCCUCAGACGAGGUGUGCUUUGAUACACUUAACACUACUCUGGAACUGGGUGCCAACUUCUGGAACGCUGGCGAGCUGUACGGCACUCCAGAGUACAAUUCUAUGCACCUGCUCAACAAAUACUUCACCAAGUACCCCGAGAAUGCAGACAAGGUCGUUCUCAGUGUCAAGGGUGGCUUAAAGGUGGGCCAGCUUGUCCCGGACAGCUCCGAAGAGAACAUCCGUCGUAGUGUGGAUGAAUGUCUGCGUUUGCUUGAUGGCAAGAAGAAGCUUGACAUUUUCGAAUGUGCGCGACAAGACCCCAGUGUUCCCAUUGAGGAGACCAUCAAAGUUCUCGCCGAGUAUGUCAAAGAGGGCAAGAUUGGAGGAAUUGGAUUGAGCGAGGUUGAUGCUGAGACAAUCCGCCGAGCACAAAAGGUGCACCCAAUUGCUGCCGUCGAGGUUGAAAUGUCCUUAUGGUCCACCGAUAUCCUCCAUAAUGACGUUGCCAAAACCUGCGCGGAGCUCGAGAUCCCCGUUGUCGCUUACUCGCCACUUGGCCGAGGUGUUCUGACCGGAGCUGUGACCUCGUUGGCCGAUAUCCCCGAAGAUGAUUUCCGGCGCCACCUGUCCCGCUUCCAGGAAGAGAACUUCCAGCACAACCUGAAGCUCAUCAAUGAGGUCAACGACCUUGCUAAUCGCAAAGAUCUUGCUCCUGCUCAGAUUGCCCUGUCAUGGAUCCGUACUUUGAGUGAAAAGCCCGACAUGCCUACUAUUAUUCCCAUCCCUGGCGGUACUACGAAGGACAAGGUGGUUCAGAACAUGGGCGGUGCACAAACGCUAACGGAGUCUGAGAUGGCGGAGAUCGAUGCUAUCUUGGAGGAACACACGGUUUCUGGAACGAGAUAUUAG
Penicillium vulpinum is the source of this 966-nucleotide messenger RNA. Its product is annotated as aldo/keto reductase family protein. The record is from RefSeq and is a predicted model, not a curated record. Bases 1 to 966 code for a protein of 321 amino acids. Lineage: Eukaryota; Fungi; Ascomycota; Eurotiomycetes; Eurotiales; Aspergillaceae. The transcript is spliced from 3 exons. Gene Ontology annotation, cellular component: cytoplasm.